GUCACUAUUUAUUCUCUCUUGGAGAGCAGGUGGGUUUUUGGUAGUCGGCUUUUAGACCAAAGCAUUCACGUUGAUCUUCUGGUUGUUUUGGAGAAUGGUGAUCACGAUGGAUUUAAGGUUUUGCCUUCUGUUUAUGGCUUCUGUCUCUUUUGGAGGAUGUUGGCAAGCACCCUGGUUUUGCCAUGAUUAUGACUGUCCAGUCUACACAGUUGUGAAUACAUAUGGGAGUUUUCAGGAGCGUCGUUAUGAUGCCAGUCAGUGGAUCACUACAGACAUUGCAAGCACCAGAGUCAAUGACAUCCAAGCAGGCUUUUGGAAACUAUAUUACUUUAUGCAAAGGAUAAAUAAGGAUGGAAAUGAAAUUGUCAUGACCCGUCCAGUAGUGAUUUCAGUAACUGAAGCAAGUGAGAAUGGGGGUAAACAAGUGUCAAUCUCCUUCUUCAUCAGUGCAGGCGUUGUCCUCCCUGAACCUAAUGAUGAGACUAUCAAGAAAAAAGACCUGCCUGCUGCAACAAUAUAUGUUCGGGAAUUUGGGGGAAUUGCAUCUGAGGAAGAUGUCAAUGAGAAUGUGAAGAAGUUGAAGGAAGACCUGAAAGUUGUGGGGAAACAGUUUGAUGGCACUAGAUUUGAGGCGGCUGGAUAUGAUGCUCCAUGGAUCCUAGUGAACAGACACAAUGAAGUAUGGAUAUAUGCUGCCUAAAUAUAGCUCCAGAUUAUUCAGUAACAGCUGGGAAUUACAGAUUUAUGAAUCUCAUAAUUGUUAUAACUAAACACUCUCACACUCAAUGUGUAUUUUUGCAAUCUUUAACUUGUACUUAAAAAGUCAUUUAGCCAAAGAAUUGUAAAAGAAUUAAAAGAAAUAGUGGAUGAAGUUUUUAAACAGUUUU
This is a messenger RNA of Tachysurus vachellii, 887 nucleotides long. It is a transcript of the gene soul2, whose product is annotated as heme-binding protein soul2. The record is from RefSeq and is a predicted model, not a curated record. Bases 95 to 700 code for a protein of 201 amino acids. Gene Ontology annotation, cellular component: cytoplasm. Lineage: Eukaryota; Metazoa; Chordata; Actinopteri; Siluriformes; Bagridae. The transcript is spliced from 5 exons.